Molecule: messenger RNA, 2178 nt
Organism: Bipolaris sorokiniana ND90Pr
Lineage: Eukaryota; Fungi; Ascomycota; Dothideomycetes; Pleosporales; Pleosporaceae
Product: carbohydrate-binding module family 50 protein
Exons: 9
Coding region: 1-2178 (725 amino acids)
Source: RefSeq, a predicted model, not a curated record
AUGUCGCUCCAAGCAGUUUUGCUGCGUGUGGCCAUUUUCACACUUCUAGCAAGCUGCAAUGCUUUUCAAUUCAUCACCAAAAACACAUUGCCAUCAAACGACCUCUCCGCUAAUUGUAUCGCCAGUUUGACAAAAGAUAUCCCGAACUGUCCACGCCAGAUCAGCACGUUCGCAAAAGGGUCAUAUUUUGAAGCUGAUGCUCUUGAAGAAGCAUGUACAGCCGACUGCGCAGCCUCGAUAUCUGCGUAUAGCUCAGCAGCCAAUAACGCGUGCGGUCCUACGGAUGUUUACAAUAUCACUGACACACGCACUGCACCAAUCUCGUUCGUUCCAGAAUUACUCUACUACUACUUCAACCGGACUUGCCUACAAGAUGGAAAUCGUUGGUGUAAUCGAGUCGCAUACGAGAUGUCCAAUGGUACUACCCCAUCUUUACGAAUGUUUAGUGUCAACGAGACUGCCAGUUUGAAUGGAUCUGCUGAAGCCAUUCCCUCUCCAAUCAUUAGAAGACAACAACAAAUGGAGAUCGACAUGUGCGAUAAUUGUGUGAUCAAGGCAUACCAGUUCCAGGCCGGAUCACCCAUCAACGGCGGAUACGCACUUCAGGCGAACUACAGCACUUUGACGGCGAGUUGCUCGAAAACUGGAUUUCCUUUAGCGACCUCGACAGCCCCUUUUGAAGGGCCAACCCCCACCCCCGCUGCCCCGCAAAAAUGUACCGGCAAGACUUACACAAUUAAGUCUGGUGACACGUGCCGAUCAAUCUCCAAAGCCGAGAACAUCGCUACGUCUUGGCUUCUUGCAGACAAUGGUCUGAAGGCAUAUUGUGCAGAGUUCCCUACCACGGGUGACCUCUGCAUUCAGAACACCUGCAGCACCUACACAGUCCAACAGGGUGACGUUUGUCUCGACAUAGCAAAGGCGAACAGGAUAAGCCAGGUGCAAUUAUAUACAUGGAACCCCGUCCUUGGAUAUCUGUGCAACAGGAUCGAAAAGUCCGUCGGCGACACCAUUUGUGUGACUCCGCCGGGUGACCAAGACUUCGAGCCCAACCCAACAACAACCUUAGUUCCCACGCCUAUCCCCACUGCAACACCGACGGCAGUCCCAGUCCCCGGCGACCUCGCCAACGGCACAAACACUCAUUGCGCCAAGUUCUACCAAGUCCAGCCAGAAGAAUACUGCAACCUCCUCGUCAUCAAAUUCAGCAUCAGCCUCGACGACUUCCGCUUCCUCAACCAAGGCAUCAACGUCAAUUGCACGAACCUAUUUGCGUUUGAGAGCUAUUGUGUCGAGCCUGUGGGCCCUGUCAAUGAGUAUCCGGGUCAUCCAGACUACAUGCCUCCUGCAACGUCGGUGGCGGAGAUACCGUACAAUAGCCUCCCCAAGGCAACGUUUACCGCGCCCCCAAUACUCGGGUUGCCAACCCCAUCGCCAUUGGCGAAGGGGACAAGGAAAGAUUGCUUUUUGUUCAUGAACGGUGCGAAUUUGACUGUUGACGAGACGCUACUGCAAACAUAUCCGUCGUCUUGUGCGGCGCUGGCUAAAGGGUGGGGGAUUUCGUUGGAGCAGUUGGAGAAUUGGAACCCAUCUCUCAUGACCAACUCAACAGACUGCGCGCCAUCAAAAGAGCUUCGAUACUGCAUGGCCGCUUACAACGGCGGAUCGCCUGUGGAUGUCACAUUACCUGAAGAAGGGGAAGACUUCUAUCCGAUCAGAGCUGGUGUCAUUGAGGGAUGUGUCGAAUACGAAGCUGUCGUCCCGCCAAUGACGUGCCAAUCGUUCCUCGAUCGAAAUCAGAUCACCAUCGCGCAGUUUUAUAAAAUGAAUCCCGCAGUUGGCCCCGAUUGCACAGGUCUAUGGCUCAAAUACCGCUACUGCAUCAGCACCGACGCCCUCCCCAGCGACGUAAUCUCCAGCACCUUCACACCCACACCCACACCCACAUCCGCACCACCCACGUCCACCGCGCCUGCAAUACCCGGUCCCACGCACCCUGGUACAGUUGCCGGUUGCAAUAAAUGGCAUGUUGUCGGUUCGGGUGAUUCGUGCUGGACUAUUUCCCAGCUUUACGGUAUUGGGCUUGAUACGUUUUAUAAAUGGAACCCUGCCAUCCAGAACGAUUGCGCGACGAAUUUCUGGCCGGACUAUGCGUACUGUGUUGGAAUCUCAGGUUAA